AUGAAUCGUGACAUCCUGAAGAUCGGAGGUGCUCCGAUCUUCGACGAUCGCAUCGUUAAAAUAGAGACUCACACGUACAAUCCGUACGCUAACACUACAUUCGGAUACAGCGAUGAAAUACGAAUACCGAUUCAACAUCAGGAUCUCUACACGUUACCGUGCGAAAGUGUACUCUACAUCGAGGGAAAAUUCGUCAAAAAACAGAAGGAAGGAAGUACCAACCAAACACCGAAACUGACGAAUAACUGCGUCGCAUUCAUGUUCGACGAGAUUCGUUACGAAUUAGACGGAGUUGAAAUUGACAGAAACAGAAACGUCGGUAUUACAAGCACUAUUAAAAAUUACAAUUCGUUGACAGCUGAAAGAAAUAAAACGUUAGAGAAUGCAGGAUGGAAAAUUGCACUUUCUCUAGACUUAUUGCUCGAUCGAUCAAUAACAACAUCUGAAGAGUUUAACUUCUGUGUACCGCUCAACACACUUCUUGGAUUUUGUGAGGACUACAAAUGUAUAGUGAUAAACGCCCGACAUGAACUCGUUCUGAUACGUGCUCGUAACGACAACAAUUACGUUAUCGCUAGCGACACCGAGGAAUUUACACUCACAUUAUCAAAAGUGCAAUGGAAGAUGCCGCACAUGAUACUGAACGACGUAAACAAAUUAUCACUCUUGCGAACGUUGGAACGGACGAUAUCUCAUCCAGAUGGGAUUUCGAUCUUGGGAUUUGUACGAGUUUCCUCUACUUCAGAGCACGACGAAGCAUUCGUGGGCUGUGAAGUCAACGUCGCAUUUGGAAAAACCACAAUACGUGAUCCUUUCGCUUCAAACUGGAAAGCGAAACGUACUCUCUCAGGAUAG
Molecule: messenger RNA, 855 nt
Organism: Cyphomyrmex costatus
Lineage: Eukaryota; Metazoa; Arthropoda; Insecta; Hymenoptera; Formicidae
Exons: 1
Coding region: 1-855 (284 amino acids)
Source: RefSeq, a predicted model, not a curated record